This is a messenger RNA of Protopterus annectens (West African lungfish), 675 nucleotides long. RefSeq names its product ETS translocation variant 3-like protein. The record is from RefSeq and is a predicted model, not a curated record. Gene Ontology annotation, molecular function: DNA-binding transcription factor activity, RNA polymerase II-specific; sequence-specific DNA binding. NCBI's taxonomy places the organism in Eukaryota, Metazoa, Chordata, Ceratodontiformes, Protopteridae. Gene Ontology annotation, cellular component: nucleus. Gene Ontology annotation, biological process: cell differentiation; regulation of transcription by RNA polymerase II. The transcript is spliced from 4 exons. Bases 1 to 675 code for a protein of 224 amino acids.
AUGAAUGCGCAGCAGGCCUUGGCAAAGCUGUAUGAAAACCUUGACCAUCUAAUGCGACUAAUAUCUAAGGUGCUAGAGGGUACUGGACUUAUAACAAAGAUACUAGAGGGUACUGGACUUACAACUAAGGUGCUAGGGAGUACUGGACAUAUAAGAAAGGUGCUAGAGGGUACUGGACAUAUAAGAAAGGUGCUAGAGGCAGGCCUGGUAUUUCCAGAGUGGGCCUACAAGCCAGAAUCGAGCCCUGGUUCUCGUCAGAUCCAGCUCUGGCACUUUAUCUUAGAGCUACUGCAAAAGGAAGAAUACAAACUCAUCAUUGCAUGGCAGGGUGACUAUGGAGAGUUUGUCAUCAAGGACCCUGAUGAGGUGGCACGCCUUUGGGGAAACAGGAAGUCUAAACCCCAGAUGAAUUAUGACAAACUCAGCAGAGCACUCAGGUACUAUUACAAUAAAAGGAUUCUACAUAAAACUAAAGGAAAAAGGUUUACUUACAAGUUUAACUUCAGCAAACUAAUUCUUAUAAACUACCCAAUGUGGGAUGUCACGCAAUCCCCUCUUGUCAUGGCCAACAACUCGUAUCGCAGUUCUCUUAUACAAGCUGCUGCACAGAAUGAGCAUGAAAGUAAACUUAUGGGCCUUUAUGACUCUGAGUUUAUCCUAGUCCCCCUUCCCUAA